AUGUCGUACGGUGGAGACCGCGAUCGCCCUGGCCGCGAUGACCGCGACCGCAAGCCCUUUGACGACCGCUACAUGGACACGCGCCGUGAUUUUGACCGCCGUGAUGAUCGCCGUGAUUUUGACCGCCGCGAUGAUCGUCGUGACGACCGCCGCGACGACCGCCGUGAUUUUGACCGCCGUGAUGAUCGUCGCGAUAGCUACCGCCGUGAUGAUCGCCGUGAUGACUAUCGGCGCCGUUCCCCAGAUCGCCGUGACGACUAUCGUCGCCGCUCGCCCGAGCGUCGUGAUGACUAUCGUGGUGGACGUCGUGAUGAUUAUCGCGGUGGUCGUGAUGACUACCGUGGCGGCCGUGAUGGCUAUCGUGGUGGCCGCGACGACUACCGUGGACGUCGCGACGACUUUCGCCGCCGCUCACCGGAACGCCCCCGCGCCCCCCCGCGCCGUGGCCCACCUCAAGACUGGGAAAUCGAUCCCAAGGACAUGCCAGCGGAGGAUCGCACCCGUGAGGAGUUGCAGCUUCAAGAUCGCGAGGUUGCCUUUGUAAUUGGCACGGGUGGCUCCACCAAGCGCAAGAUUGCCCGCGCUGCCAACUGCCGCAUGGACAUGUUCAAUGAGGGCCGUCUCGAGUUUAGUGGCAAGCCUACAAACUGCCGACGUGCAUUGGAAUAUGUGCAACUUGUGCUGAAGCAGCGCCAUGGUGUUGUUCACAUUGACUUUGCCGAGGACCGGGAGGAUCUGACUGCUGUGGACGUGCCCAAGGAGUGCGUGGCCUACGUGACGGGUCGUGGCGGCAUUGCAUUGCGCACGAUUGAGGACGAGUGGGGCACGCUCAUGUUUUUUGCAAAGGACAAGGGCGAGGAUCCUCAUUCACCCAAGGACACAGAGAAACUUGCCAUCUUUGGUACCCCCCGUGCCCGCUGUGGUGCCGAGCUGAAGGUUCUCUCGGCUGUUGAAUUCAAGUCACCUGGCUUUUUCUUGGAUGGCACCACCCCACGUGCCGAAAUGAGCUGGUACGAUGACUACAACGGUGAUUUUGGCGUUGAGACCAUGGUGCUGGGCGAGAGCGACUACUCGUAUGCUUUGGGCAAGCGCGGCGCGACCCGUCGCAAGCUGGCAACUGCAGCGGGCUGCAUCCUCGAAUACAUUGGCCGCGUGGCCUUCUUCGCAGGCUCGCGCAGUCAACGGGAGCGUGCUCGUGACUACCUGUCCUGGCUGCUGCUGCAGCGCACGUCGCGUGUCAAGAUCGAUGAAACGACGCGUGAUGACCUUACUGUCUUGGUCGUUCCGACUGAGACCGUUGGCUUUUUGACGGGUGCGCAUGGCCGCAACUUGCGCGAGGUGGAGCUGGAGACGGGUACAUUCUGCUUCGCAGACGGCGACAAGGCCGUGCAGCAUGCCAAUGAGAACAUUUACAUCUUCUGCCAUGACCCGGAGGCACGCGCCGAAGCCAAGCGCAUGCUUGAGGCUCGCGUGGAAAUCAAGAUUGGCCGUGAUCGUCGCGAUGACCGUGAGCGCGAGCGCAGCCGUGAACGGGAAUCGACUCGCAUGGACGAGCGUGAUGAUGAUCGUCGCUCCAGCCGUCGUGAUGAGGACGAGGAUGACGACAGCGAGCGUCGCCGUGGCGAGGACGAUUAAGUUCAGGGACCCCGGGUUUCGGCCCCUAUCCUUGAGGGACACGACUCGUUGCAUUUUUUCUGUUCUGUUUUGUUGUAGCCUGGCGCUGACCCAAUUGUUCGUUUUCUUGCCGAGUUGUCUCAGUUUUUUUUCUUUCCUUUUCUUUCUUUUUUAUGUGUGAUGGAUGGGCAGCUGUUUCGGAUCCGAAUGCUUGAUGUUUAAUGCGGUUCCAGGACUUGACUGUGAUACUGCAAAUGGCUUUGACCAAUGCCCAAUUGAGUGUGGAAAGGC
Messenger RNA from Monosiga brevicollis MX1, 1905 nucleotides. RefSeq lists its product as uncharacterized. Gene Ontology annotation, molecular function: mRNA binding. Gene Ontology annotation, cellular component: nucleus; cytoplasm. NCBI's taxonomy places the organism in Eukaryota, Choanoflagellata, Craspedida, Salpingoecidae. Gene Ontology annotation, biological process: regulation of gene expression. The transcript has 6 exons. The coding region runs from base 1 to 1635 and encodes 544 amino acids. The record is from RefSeq and is a predicted model, not a curated record.